Messenger RNA from Carcharodon carcharias (great white shark), 3592 nucleotides. It is a transcript of the gene treh, whose product is annotated as trehalase (brush-border membrane glycoprotein). Lineage: Eukaryota; Metazoa; Chordata; Chondrichthyes; Lamniformes; Lamnidae. Gene Ontology annotation, molecular function: alpha,alpha-trehalase activity. The record is from RefSeq and is a predicted model, not a curated record. Gene Ontology annotation, biological process: trehalose catabolic process.
CUAUUAAUUGAAUUUUUAAAAUUCCACCAGCUGUCAUGGUGGGAUUUUUAACCCCUGUCCCCAUUAGCCUGGGCUUUUCAAUUGCUAUUUCAGUGACAUUAUCACGCUGCUACCACCAUACCUUCCCCCUGACCCCAAAUUGGCUGUAAAAUAUUUGACAAACUGAUGAAAGGUACUGUUCAAUAAAUGUAAGUUUCUUUUUGAGCACAGUAUUGACUGAUGACACUCCUGUCCAAUACUGAGAGGGUGCUGCAGCAUCAUAGGUGCUGUCUUCAGCUGUGACGUGAUCUUGGCACUACCUGCCUGUUCAAGUGAAUAUUAGAGGGCCAUGGCACUAUUUGAAGAGGAGUUCUCCUGAUGUCCUGGACAACAUUCCUCCCUACAUACUUGAAGAAACAUUAGGUGGUAAUUUAACUCUGCUGUUUCAAGGAGUCUGCUGGUGGGCAUGCUUUGAUUUAUUUCAGGUAAUCCAUUGAAGGUAUUUGAGGAUAUUUUGAAAAGCACUAAUUGAGUGUUACUGUAAUAAGAUAGACUACCUUUUUGUGUUUAACUUUUCUGUAGUGGAAGUCCUCCGGUAUAUUGCUGCUCUUCCAUCCAGGUGUGCCAGUGUCCUCUUCACUUCUCCCUUCUUUCUUUCCCUCUUCUAAGGUGUGGGAGGUAGAUUCAAAUCUCAACUCUAUUCCAUCUAUGUGCAUGCAUUUUAAGCAGUGUCCCUAGUGAUCAUGCUGGCUAAUUUGAGUUUGAACUUCCCUUCUCUGUAGGGCACAGAAUCAUACCAAACUCUGCAUUUAUCUUUUUGGGACAGUUUAAAUUAGUGUUUGUUAAAGGUAUGAUAGUGGUUUAACUCGUUAAAUAAAAAGUAAGAUAUAUAAUCUGCCCUAAUUAUAGUGUUGGAUCUUAAUGCAAUUCCAGAGACCUAGCUGAUCACUUUUCUUGGACAUGAUGGUUUCUACACUUUUUCUGGGCCAAGGAAAUGGGAGUCAGUCACGCAGGAUGGUCCUUGCACACCAUUGUGAAUGGGCAAAUUCAUGAAGAGAGAUGUUGACACAAUCUGAAUCUUAUAGACCUACGACCUAUAUCAGAUGAAAGAAUGCAACCUUGUUUGGACAUGUACAGUUACAGCUUACAACACUUCUUGCCAGAUGGAUUAGUGGUUGUAGAGGAACAAAUAUCCUGAAAUCUUGAAUGCCCUUUCGGCUUUCUCAUAAGAGAUUAAAUAGCACUGUUCGUGAUAGGGUUCGAUUGCCUUGGACUUUGGAAGGAGCAUUGAGGAUGGGUACGGUACAUGACCAGGUAGAUGGAAAAUGGACUCUAAAAGUAGAUUGAUGUUGUAAGCCUUUAAGCAUGUGUAGUAGAGGUAUCCAAACUGCAGCCCCAAAACCUAUUUCUUACCUGCUAGUUUGUCUUGUUUAAAAUUGUGUCCCGGGAGCUUGGGAAAGGGCUGUUCUUGGUGCUGUUGGCUCAUUGAUGGAUACAUCUUAAAUCAGCACAUCUUUCCACGUUAGCAACUGGAAUUUUAUUUAAAUUGACUUUAUACAUGGCUUCAGAUUCUAUGAUGAGCAACUGCUUACGCAAGCAGAGACUUUGAUACUCCUGGAAUAUCCCUGUGAACGACUUAAAUGGGAAGAGCGUUGAAUGUUUCACCAAGUGCAACCCAGUCUGUGAUGCAACACAGUGCUCACUCACUGUUGAAUGUCAACUCAAUAUCUUGUUUCUCUCCCUCCCCCAAGCAACAUUUAUUGUACUGGAGAGCUUCUACACCAAGUGCAGAUGGCCAAAUUUUUCAAUGACGACAAACAUUUUGUGGAUAUGAAGUUGAAGAUCAAUCCAGGUACAAUAUCUCACCGUUUUUUCUCAACCACUUUAAUGGCUUUGUUGAAGUAUAUUGCUCUGGAAGCAAAGUCAGAGUUUCGAAACAUCAGGAGUCGCCAUGAGUUUUAUAAUCCGUUCACAACAAUGUCGAUGAACUCAACAAGGGUUCCACUGAGGAACUUUGUUCAAACCUACUUUGAUUCUCCUGGACAGGAGUUUGGGAAAUGGACACCAGGCGACCGGGGUGAUCACCCCCAAAUCCUUCAGAAGAUUUCUGACCAGAAGCUGCGACUUUGGGCUACAGAACUGCAUGCUCUCUGGAAAUCCUUGGGGAGAAAAGGUAUCUUCAAGCAAAUUCACAAGCACAUUAAGCUGGAUGUGCAGUCACACCCAGAGCUAUAUUCUCAGAUUUAUGUCCCCAAGCCAUUGGUUGUACCUGGUGGUCGAUUCAGGGAAUUUUAUUACUGGGACUCGUAAUGGAUAAUAAAAGGAUUAUUGCUGUCUGAGAUUAGUGAAACCUCCAAAGGGAUGAUAGAAAAUUUUCUGCAUCUCAUCCAAAGGUAAAAUUUGAAUUCAUCCCAAAUGUAUUAUGAGCGUAGGAGUCAGCCACCCUUCCUGGUGCUAAUGAUGGAGAGUUACAUCAACGUCACAAAUGACAGGUUUUUCUUAAGGCAAAAUAUUGAUCUCCUGGACAAGGAGUAUGAUUUCUGGAUGAAGAAUUGAACCGUGCCUGUCACUGUAGGAGGCAAAACUUAUCUUUUGAAUCGGUAUAUUGUUGAAGCAGCUGGCCCCAAGCCAGAGUCCUAUAGCAAGGACGUAGAUUUGGCGUAGACAUUAUCCUCAGAUGCCCAAGAAGACCUGUGGAUGGAACUGAAAACAGGAGCAGAGUCAGGCUGGGAUUUCUCAUCACAUUGGUUCAUUGACUCUGGGGAGAAUAACAGAACAUUAAAGGACACAAAAACCAAGCACAUUCUCCCUGUCGACCUGAACUCUAUCCUCUGCAGGAAUGAGCGAAUCCUAGCAUUGUUCCACAGUAACUCUCACAAGGCUCAGUACUAUGAGGAUGCCUUGAAACGUCGUAUGGCUGCUGUACGUGACAUUUUCUAGGACAAAACGCAAGGAAUCUGGUUUGAUUACAACUUAAUAAAUAACUGCAGCAACACUGCUUUCUACGCUUCAAACCUGGCCCCCCUCUGGGCUGAGUGUUUUACUGAACAGGAGCCAGGGGAGAUGGCAGAGAUGGUGAUCUGUUACCUGGAGCAACUACUCUGGUACAGCAAUGGAAUUCCAACCUCUCUGGUGGCAAGUGGUCAGCAGUGGGACUAUCCCAAUGUCUGGCCACCCUUGCAGCAAAUCAUCAUUGCAGGUCUGGCAAAGUCUAACUCUGAGACAGGCCGGAGGAUUGCAUUCCAGCAAGCACAGAAAUGGAUCCAAUCAAACUGGGUUCUGUACGAGAAGUAUCAAGCCAUGUUUGAGAAAUGCGAAGUGAGUUGGGACAGUAAACCAGGUGGGGGAGGAGAGUAUUAUGUGCAGGUGGGAUUUGGAUGGACAAAUGGUGUGGCACUGCAGCUCCUGGACCAGUAUGGAGGCCAACCCACUUCAGGAGUCACUGGACAGACUUGUUUUGCAUUGCUCGCUGUGCUUCCAGUUGGUUUCCUGCUCUCUCAGUUCUGAUAAGCAAUGGUAACAUGGCCACAAAUUAGCAGCCUUCAAAUUCAGCUGCUAAUCAGCAGCAUCAUCCUCAACCACUGGCUGAUCAUGGAGGAGGAGUAGAGACUGA